Pelodiscus sinensis (Chinese soft-shelled turtle) is the source of this 5419-nucleotide messenger RNA. RefSeq names its product polo like kinase 4 (gene PLK4). Gene Ontology annotation, molecular function: protein kinase activity; ATP binding; protein binding. Gene Ontology annotation, biological process: protein phosphorylation. The record is from RefSeq and is a predicted model, not a curated record. Lineage: Eukaryota; Metazoa; Chordata; Testudines; Trionychidae. Gene Ontology annotation, cellular component: nucleus.
GCGAUUUUUCAAAAUGGUGGUGUGGGGGGAAGGCGGUCCCCGCCGGGCCCUGGCGCGGGGAAGGAGCGGCCUGGGGCGCGGCGGGCAGAGGGCGCGGCCAUAAUGGGGCGCCGCGGCCGCGCUUCGGAGGGGAAAUCAUAGCGAGGACGCGGGGGGAGCGGCCUGCACGAUGGCGACCUGCAUCGGCGAGAAGAUAGAGGAUUUCAAGGUGGGGAACCUUCUGGGGAAGGGCUCCUUUGCCGGUGUCUACAGGGCGAUAUCCCUAAAAAACGGCCUGGAAGUAGCCAUCAAAAUGAUAGACAAAAAGGCCAUGCACAAAGUUGGAAUGGUACAGAGAGUUCAAAAUGAGGUGAAGAUACAUUGUCAAUUAAAACAUCCAUCUAUACUUGAGCUUUAUAAUUAUUUUGAGGAUAGCAACUAUGUCUACCUGAUACUGGAGAUGUGUCACAAUGGAGAAAUGAGCAGAUAUCUAAAAAACAGAAUGAAACCUUUCUCUGAAGAAGAAACACGACACUUUAUGCAUCAGAUUAUCACGGGGAUGUUGUAUCUUCAUUCUCAUGGAAUAUUGCAUCGGGACCUUACCCUUUCUAACCUUUUACUCACCAGUAAUAUGAACAUCAAGAUUGCUGAUUUUGGACUAGCAACACAAUUGAAAAUGCCAAACGAAAAACAUUAUACAAUGUGUGGAACUCCUAAUUACAUUUCUCCAGAAAUAGCCACACGGAGUGCACAUGGACUUGAAUCUGAUGUGUGGUCUUUGGGAUGCAUGUUCUACACUCUCCUAAUUGGGAAACCACCUUUUGACACUGACACAGUCAAGAAUACAUUGAAUAAAGUAGUAUUAGCAGAUUAUGAGAUGCCACCUUUUUUGUCAGGGGAGGCUCAAGACCUUAUACACCAGUUACUUCGCAAAAACCCAGCAGAUCGUUUAAGUCUUUCUUCUGUGCUGGAUCACCCUUUUAUAUCCAGAUGUAACUCAGCACGAAGUAAAGAUUCAGGAACUGUGGAGGAUUCAAUGGACAGUGGAAAUGCCACAAUCUCUACAGCCUUUACUGGCUCUUCAAGUGUCAGUAUAAGUGGUUGCUUGAAGGAAAAGAAGAGGCUUUUAGUUGGUCAGCCGCUCCCAAAUAAAAUGACUCUAUUUCCUAAAAAUAAAAAUUCCAGUGACAUUUCAUCUGUGGGUGGAAGCACUUCUUAUAAUCACUGGGGAAUUCAGGGAAAAGAAACUGGCAUAAGUGGUAGAGGAAGAACUAUGCAACUCUCUGAAGAGAGGCCACAUUCACGUUAUCUUCGGAGGGCCCAUUCUUCUGAUAGGUCUGGUACAUCUCACAGUCAGACACAAGGAAUAGCAAAUGCUGUGGAGAGAUGCCAUUCCAUAGAACUGCUUUCAACGACCAGAAUAGGAGUGAUGGAAAAUACAGAAAGAUUUUCACCUGUAAACAGCUAUGGUGAUAUUCCCCCUAUAUUUAAAGAUACAACUUCCUGCAGUUCUGGUUCUUUUGAAAGACAUACAUCUCCAUCUGUGAAAGACCAAACACACUCAAAUUAUCUCUGUCCAAUGAAGCCCAGCAUUGGUUUAUUAGAACAGAAGUCCCAGACUGAAACAAUGCAGCAGUGGCUUGGAAGUGUUCAGACAAAUGCUCAGCUGAAAGAACCUCUGGAGCACAUCAAUACUGAUAAUGCAAAUGGAGGUUUCAGAUACCAUCUAGGUGUGCAGCAAGAAACAUCAAGGAAUGCCUGGAAGAGCUUAAAAGAUAAAACAAAUCCUAAUGUUCCCAUUGAUAGUGCACUUUCUAUAAAGCAGAUCCAUACAAAGAAAUACACGUCUGGACUUCAGUGUAUAUCUGACAAAGCUCAACCAGCAUCUGCAUUUGGUCUCUGUCCAACUUCAGAACAAGGAAAAACCAGGGGCAAAGAAUUAUUAGGACACCAGAAACUUACACUGCAAAGUAUUGUCUCUCCUCUGAAUGCUCACAGGCUAAAGUCAAUCAGACAAAAAACAAAAAAUGCAGUGGUGAGUAUUCUAGAUACAGGAGAAGUUUGUAUGGAAUUUCUAAAAGAACUCCAUUCCCAACAUCUUGUGAAAGAAGUUCUCAGAAUAUCUUGUGAUGGAAGUGUGAUCACAGUUUAUCAUCCAAAUGAAGGAAGAGGUUUCCUUCUUGAUGAUGCACCUCCUUCUCCUCCUGAAGAUGUCCUUAUGUACAGAUUUGACAACUUGCCAGAAAAGUACUGGAAAAAGUACCAGUAUGCAGCCAAAUUUGUACAGCUAGUAAGAUCCAAAACGCCAAAAGUUACCUUCUAUACAAGAUAUGCAAAGUGUAUGCUGAUGGAGAAUUCACCCGUUGCAGAUGUCGAAGUUUGUUUUUAUGACGGGGCAAAAAUACACAAGACAUCAGGUAUUAUUCGAGUGAUAGAAAAAUCUGGAAAGUCUUACACUUUGAAGGAAGAAAGUGAAAUUGGCCUGAAGAAGGAUAUACAAGUAUAUAUGGAUCAUGCAAAGGAGGGACACCGUAUUUGUCUUGCAUUGGAAGCUGCUGUUUUGGAAGAAGAAAAAAGGAGUGAAAGUGUUCCUUUUUUCCCCAUAAUUGUUGGAAGGAAGCCAGGUAACACUGACUCUCCAAAGGCUUUGGCACCUCCCUCUCCGCUAGUGGGUGUAAACUGCACAGCGAGCGAUACUAUCUCAGUGGAUAGAAGUACAGUUGUGAGCUCUACUCCUAGUCAUGCUCCCAACAUAAAUCCUUCUAUAUCAUAUGAAGGCUCUGCGUUCACAGCUACCAUUCCUGAAACAGUCUGCUUCUCCAAUCAACAAAAGGACUGUAGUCCAAAUUCCGCCCACCUUUUAAAGUCUGUCUUUGUGAAAAAUGUUGGUUGGGCUUCUCAAUUGACUAGUGGAGCAGUAUGGGUUCAGUUCAAUGAUGGAUCCCAGUUGGUAGCACAAGCGGGUGUGUCUUCUAUCACUUACACAUCUCCAAAUGGGCAGACAACAAGGUAUGGAGACAAUGAGAAAUUACCAGAAUACAUCAAAGAGAAGUUGCAUUGUUUGUCUUCAAUUCUUGUGAUGUUUACCAAUCCAGCUGGCCCUCGCUGACUAACAUAAGGCAAUUCUUUGGGCAUGAAGGCUUAAUGAAUAACUUGCUGGCAUUCAAGUAAAGUGACUGAUUUAUUCAGUUUACCACUCAUAGUUCAGAAAUUCUACUGGCUGCUAAACAGCAGGAAGGAAAGCCCAUCAUUUGUGAAAUACAUCUUUCAAAUCCUGUAAUAUUUUCCUCGGAUGACACAAGUGUUCUGCACGACUGAUUCUGGGCAAUCUCUGAGACUUAACCCAUUAUUUUUCAGGAAUUCUUUACUUGAAAAAUCAAUUGGAAGUGUACAUAAGGUUUUUGUAUGUGUUUUCCCCACUGCUUAGUAGUCAAUACUAGCAAUUAAGGAGAAAGUAUUUGUGCUAUUGAAAUAUUUGUUACCUGUAAAUAUUUUAUGUGGCUUACAAGUAAUAUAUGUAAAAAUAUAUUGUUUUAUACUUGUUUUAUAUUUUUGUAGCAACAGCUUCUAAUGAAAUUUCCCUGCAAAAGCAUUUUAUAUAUAAAAAUAAAUGCAGUGGUAAUUGUCCAGAUCAUUUGGUUUAUUUAAUGAAAAAGUUGUCUAAAGCAUUCUCAGAUGGUGACACACUGAGUAAAAGGUACAACUUCAGUUACAUUCUGAUACUGAACAACAUCCACGUGCAUAUCGUCUGAAUUUGGCCCACUGAGUCCAAGGGUGUAUAGGGUCUAGAAUAAUGUAGCACUAUAUUAUACAAAUGUGAGGCUUUCUAGGCCAUGCCUUCUAAUUUGCAUACUGAUAGUGGAAAAAUUCAAGUUGUGCCUACUCAGAAUCGUUAUCUAACUUGUACUUUGUUUGGAUAUAGAUCUCCUCUGCAUUUGGCCUCCUGCUCUUGUGCUGAAUUGUAUUCUUAAGUUUGCUGAAGGGAAAUUUUCAAAAUGUUGUAAGUACUACAUCAGUCAACUCUUGCAUUGUAAAUGCUGUUACACAGGUUGACUCUCCCAAAUCUGGGACAGUGGUCUGGCAACAUGCUGAAGUCAAAGCCCCAGGAGUGAGAGCCAGCUGGGAGAAUGCAGGAUCUGCAGAAUCCUGGCUAGUCCUGCAGUGGCUAGGCAGGGAAACCCUUGGUGUCAGCAGAGCCAGGUGGUGUUGGGGAGCCUCCAUCCUGGCCAGGCAGCUGGAGAGCACCUGGCAGCAGGAUCGUUAGUGGCUAGACAGCUGUGGCUGGAGAAGUCCUGGAACUCCCUGGGAGCAGUGGACAGGAAACCCCCGGUAGUAAUGGGGCUACAGGAGCCCUGGGCAGCGGGGCCAGGUGGCAGCAGCGAAGUCCCAGGGGGCAACAGAACCAAUGGCAGUUUGAGAGCCCCAGAGAGAAGGUGUUGGCAGCAGGGCAGCCAGUAGGGGAGCACAGACCUCCCCCAGUCCAGCAAGCUCUCUAGUCUAGGACAGCUCAUGUCCCAAGGGUGCCAAAUGAGAGAGGUCCAACCUGUAGUUCAAAAUAUAGCUAGAGUUAGGUUUUUCCCUAUAUCAGACAAUGCACGUUCUGGGAUGUGUGAUCUAAAUCAGCCAUUUAAGUGGAAUCAGAGCACAAUUCUGUUUAAUUUUUUAAAAUAUAAACAUACUACUUUAGUGUCAUUUUAAUUUUAGUUGGCAACUGUGGCACAAUGAAUUAGUACACAAAAAAUACAGGAACUUUAUUUUUGAGUCAAUAAUAGAUUCUUAAAAUGAAGUAAUAAAUAUUUAAUUGCACCUUUUAGAACAGGGAGAACUUACUGAUCAAACUUUCUGCUUAGUACCAGAAAAAGCAGCAGGUGUCUAGAUUUACAAGUGAAGACUUUUUAAAGUGGGCAGGAUCUCAAAGCUGCUAAAGAAGAACAGCUUUAACUUAUCUACUAUAACUGUGGAAAUGGGUAGAUGUACUGAUCUCAGAUCAGUGUCAGUAAAAUAAAGGAAUAUUUGAAGUAAUCAAAUUCGUGUGAAUUCAGCUCCAGCUAGGGUGAGUGGCCUAAUAUAGUAACCUCUUUGGGAUAAAUUCAGAGCUUGCUCACUGUUAGUUUGUCAUGAACUAAGUUUUAGAAAUGAUUUCUCAAACAGAGGUAGAUUAAAGUAAAUCUACCUUAUGAAGUAAAAUAGGUGUGUCUAUACUCAGUCACAUGUUCUUCACAUGAAAGGGUGUCCCAUAUGCUUGUAUGGGGGUGUGCAGAGGAGGGAUAGAAGCCCUAAAGUUGCAUAUCUUUACAGCCUUAAAGCUAAUAAUGAAAGUGUGGUUGGCCACUCUUGGAAUUGCUUGGAUGGUGGGAAGGACACAUGGUGAUGGGUCUUAAAGAAUGGCAAUCUGACAUUUCUCAAUAUUAAUAAAGCAACUGUUUUUCUACUUUCACUU